Molecule: messenger RNA, 3335 nt
Organism: Notechis scutatus (mainland tiger snake)
Lineage: Eukaryota; Metazoa; Chordata; Lepidosauria; Squamata; Elapidae
Source: RefSeq, a predicted model, not a curated record
UGCCUGGCGAUGUGUUUGAUCCUUGAACUCUUAAGCGCCACAUAGUCAUAGCUCAGGAGUGAAUUCCCUGUUUAUAGCUACUGCUUAUCUCCAGCAAUAAACAACCCGGCCGGUAUAAAAAGCCUCCACCGACUGCAUGCAGCAAAGACCACGGAAGACACCCAAGCGGCUGGGCGGAAGGUAGUUCAGAAUGCAGAGCCUCAGUCUUGUCCUGGCCGUCCUGCUCCUUACAGGAGCCCAGGCCCGCUACUUCUGGCAGCAUGACGACCCCCAGCAGACCCGCCUGGAACGCCUGCAGGAAGCGAGCCAGGUGUACCUGGAGUCGGCCAAGGAGGCAGUCCAGCAAGCCAUUACCCAGUUUGACGAGUCUGCCGUGGCCCGGGAGCUGCAAGUGAACAUAGGGCAGAAGCUGGAAGCCGUAGCCAUUGUGCUGCAAGAGAUCAAGGAGCAGGUGACCCCUGAGCUGCAAGAGCUGAGAACCGAACUGCAGACGGCCUGGCAGACGCUGAAGGAAGAACUGACCAAGGACAUACAGGAGGUCGGAGCCCAGAUCCAGCCCUUGGUGAGCAAGCUCCGGGAGAAUGUGCACCAGGAUGCGUCCGCCUACUUCCAGCAGCUGAGAACCAUCUCCCAGGACAUCAACCAGAUGGCCCAGGAGAAGCUGAGGCCACUAGCCGAGGACUUCCGGGACAAGGUGCGAAGCCAUGUGGACGAGUUCCGCAAGGACGCCGCUCCUUACGCCAAGAAGCUGGAGCAGCUGAUCCAGGAGAAGGCCAAGGCGCUGGAGCAGAGCGCCGUCACCGAGCUCACCGACCUGCAGACUGAGCUGCAGCAGCAAGUGACCGAAGUGCGGGAGAAAGUAGGGCCCAUCUGGGAAACGGCCCGGGAGGAGCUGCUCACCCUGCUGCAGAGCGCCAAGUCCUUGUUUGUGACCACCAGAGAUGGGGAGGAGCAGCAGCAGCAGCAGCAGAGCUGUUUGAAACGCGAGUCUUUACUUGUUCAAGAGCAUCCCGGGCGCGUUCAAUGCCAGCCUCUGCCAGUUCCCUGGAGAGAGUUACGGUGGGGUGAGAAGGGGAGGAAAGCGAGUUCAGGGAACAGAAUCCCCCGCCCCCCGCGAGAGGCCCUGUUGGGCUGGAUGCGUCUCGGCAGCUGCCAGGAUUCAGGGGCCAGAAACAGAAUUUACACGGUCAGCCAGCCGAUUGUCCUUGCUGGCCAAAGCAAGGCUUUGUACCAAACGAGCGUCCGGUCAGUCUUGACCAAUUGGGGGGCCGCCUGGAAGUGCGGGGACAGGCGCCCGGGUUCUCUGGAAGCCGCGCAGGCAACGCGAUCCAGCUCUGCCCUCCGGGGAGUUCACGCCCAGCCCCUCUGGAGGAACCAUCGCUCACAGGAGGAGCAGCCCCCGAGGGCCGUGCAGCGCCUGCGUUCUCCUGUUCACCCCCAAAAUGCCAGAGACCCCCCCAGACCCACCUCACUUGCUGGUAAACGGGCGAUGCUUGGACAGCGGCGAUGCGCUCUUGCGCCUUCUGGACGAGGCCCUGGAAACGGGUCCUCAGCGUCUCCUGGCCUUCCUCCGCGCCUGGGGACCAAGGGGCGGAAGCCUGAGGAUCUCUCCAGGGAGGGGCAAGGCAAGAGCCCGGCAAGAGCAAGGCGCCUCCCCCGCUCUCGGAGCACCCGGGGGCCCCACUGCCGGGGCCCCAGCUCGGCUCCCUUGCCGGGGCCCCCUCUUACGUGCAUCGGUGGCCAGCAGCGCCAGCAGCGCCAGCAGCAGCAGAAGCGGGACUCUCAUCUUCCUUCGGGGGUCCUGUGCCGGGAAAAGGGGCCGUCACUGGCCUGGAAGGGGCUGCUGUUACUGGGGGCGGCUCUUGGGCCCUGGGCUCCUCUAGGGCGGGGACCUUUCCAGAGAACGGACCUGGCCAGGUUGCGCCGUCUUCUCCCUGCUGGCAGAGGCCGGGGCACCGGGCAAGAAUUCUGCUGUGGAGCUACAGAUAACCAGCAACCUUGUGGCCAUGCAGGCCUCCACGUCACAUUCCUGCUAAAGUCCAAGAGCUCAAGGAGGUGUCACCGGCCUGCGUGGAUGCAAGAUGACAGCGUCCCCAGGAAUAUAAGGACAGAGUGGCUGCCAGGCAGAGCUGCAGAAGCCUCUCUGGAGAAGCAAGACUUUGGCCGCCAUUUCCUGCCAGCUGCCAUGUCUCCGAAGGCAGCCGCUUUCCUCCUUGGACUCUUGGUUGCCACCACAGGGGCCCAAGACAGCCCCUCUCCCCAGCAGCUGACUGACGUGGUCUGGCAGUACUUCACCCAGCUGAGCAGCAAUGCCGAGGCGGCCCUGAGGCAGGCCCAGCAGUCGGACAUCGGCCAGCAGUUCACGGUCCUGAUCCAGGACCACUUCCCGGCCAUCAACCCCUACACCGAGGAAAUACAGAAAAAACUGAUCCCGUACAUCACACAGCUGCACACCCAGAUAAGCGAAGAAGGGGAAAAGAUAAAGGAGAAACUCAAGGUGGAGCUGGAGCAGCUGCAGAUGGACAUCGCUCCCUUCGCAGCGGAUGUCCAGAACCAGGUGACCACGACUGCCGAGAACCUGAAAACCCAGCUGGUGCCCUACGUCGAGCAGCUGCAAGCCACGACAGACAUCCUGGCCACCCAAACUGGCCAGAAACUGGCGUCCUUAGUGCAGGAGCUGCAGGCCCAGGUGAAGGAGAAUGUGGGUGACCCAGCCGCCCUCUCCCCCUACCUCCAGAGGCUCCAGCAGACCGUCAACCAGCAGGUGGAGGACAUCAAAGUGCAGCUGGGCCCUUUCCCGGCAGAGCUGAAGGCCAAGGUGGACCAGGCGGUGGGGGAGCUGCACAAGCACCUGUCCCUCUACGCCCAGACCACGCCGGAGCAGCUGAGGCGGCAGCUGGAAGAGCUUUCCUUCCAGGUGGAAAAGAGCGCCGUGGCCUUCCGGGACAAACUCCAGGGAGAAGCCGAGCAGUUGCGAGGACGGCUGGAGACACUUCUGCAGGGAGACCUGCCAUCCCACCUGGACAGCCUGAAGGGGGACAUUGGGCAGCAGAUUGAGGAGUUCCGUCAGCAAGUGGGGUCCUACGGGGACAGCUUCAACCAGCUGGUGGUGGAAAGGGUGCAGAAGCUGGGCCAGAGGCUGCAGCCCCACGCCAGCGGGGUGGAGGACCACCUGAGCUUCUUGGAGAAGGAAGUCAAGGAGAAGAUUGUGGCCUUCGCGGACAGCCUCCAGCAGACCGAGGAACGCCUCCUUCCCACCCUGGAGGAAGAAUGAACAAGGGGAGCCCAGCAGGGGACCCCGAGGCUUUGUUGCUUGAAAUAAAAGAACUGCUCAG